GGAAUGUCAGUGAUUGGGCCUUUAGCCGAGUGGUUCAGUAGUCCCAGCCCAUUGGCAGCAUGGAGGAGAUGAGGGUGUCUGAUGUGGAGGUGUGUAACCUUGCUUACAGGGGAGAAUUGGAGGAGCUGAAAAGUCGCAUUCUAGCCAACAAGUCGCUAGCAACAAAGACAGAUCAGGAUGACAGGACUGCUCUGCACUGGGCAUGUUCAGCGGGGCGCACAGAGGUUGCAGAAUACUUACUGAGAUUAGGUGUGCCUGUAGAUGCCAAAGAUGAUGCAGGAUGGACUCCAUUGCACAUUGCAGCUUCCGCUGGUCGUGAUGAUAUUGUGAGAUCACUCAUCGGAAAAGGGGCCCAGGUGAAUGCAGCAAACCAAAUUGGCUGUACCCCAUUACACUAUGCAGCAUCCAAAAACAAACAUGAGAUUGCUUUAAUGCUUCUGGAAAAUGGAGCCUCUCCUGAUGCAAAGGACAAUUUGGAGUCAACUCCGCUGCACCGAGCAGCUUCCAAAGGCAACUUAAGAAUCGUUCAGAUCCUUCUAAAGCACCAAGCGUCAACUAAUUUUCAGGAUACGGAAGGAAACACACCGCUUCACCUGGCCUGCGAUGAGGAGAGAGUAGAAGAAGCCAAGUGUUUGGUUGAACAUGGUGCAAGUAUUUAUAUUGAAAACAAAGAAGACAAAACGCCGUUACAAGUUGCAAGGGGGGGAUUAGGGUCUUUGUUGAGAAGAAUUGUAGAAGGGUAGUAUCUUUUCUUCCGUAUGUUGUUGUACAUCUGCAGUCUUGCUUUCUCCCAGUCCAUGUAGCACCCAUUAUGCCUUGUGGAAGUGGUGAACUUUGGUUUAACCAAUGUAACCAAAAGCAAAGUUUACAAAAGUCAGACCAUGGUUGCAAAGGUUCAUUUUAAGAGUUAAAGGUUCUCAUAUAAAGUGUAAUUUCCAAAGCAUGGUUUCUCAAAUGUGUUAAGCAGCAGUUUGUGGAACCCAAACAAAUGAUCCAAAAUGAGCCAAGAAAUGCACUACUUUACUUUACAUCCUGUUAUUAAAGGGCUAAAAGCUGUUUAUUUCAUUAAAAGUCUAUGGACUAUAUUCUCCCCA
Messenger RNA from Xenopus laevis (African clawed frog), 1094 nucleotides. RefSeq names its product proteasome 26S subunit, non-ATPase 10 L homeolog (gene psmd10.L). Gene Ontology annotation, cellular component: cytoplasm; nucleus. NCBI's taxonomy places the organism in Eukaryota, Metazoa, Chordata, Amphibia, Anura, Pipidae. The record is from RefSeq and is marked provisional.